Falco peregrinus (peregrine falcon) is the source of this 2785-nucleotide messenger RNA. It is a transcript of the gene XAF1, whose product is annotated as XIAP associated factor 1. The coding region runs from base 320 to 1291 and encodes 323 amino acids. Lineage: Eukaryota; Metazoa; Chordata; Aves; Falconiformes; Falconidae. Gene Ontology annotation, biological process: apoptotic process. The record is from RefSeq and is a predicted model, not a curated record. The transcript is spliced from 8 exons.
GGCCGGGCCCGGCGGCAGCAGCGGCGGACACCCAUCCUUCCCCGCCUGCCUCGGGUGGCCCCGGGCCGCGGCCCGCACCGGCUACUGCAAUUUAAACUUGUGUGGGAAAGCAGGGAGGUGGCUCCCUGUGGUUCCUCCCAGGACUAGCGAGCUAACCUCACGCUCGUACUUGUCGGCAAUGGUGCUGUUUCUCCUUUAAAGAAUUUUUGGCUAAGCAGCUGUUUGGGGUGGAGUUACUGCAACAGAGGCUUUCAGUUUCGGUUUUUUUUCCCCUUCUCUGCUCUUAGAAGAAAGGAUACCCAGCAGAAUAAAAAGAAAAAUGACAGAAGAGACCAGGUUCUGCAAAAAUUGUAAACGAGAUGUGUCUGCUGCCAAUUUCUCCCUCCAUGAGGCCCACUGCUUGCGGUUUCUCACUCUCUGUCCAGAAUGUGAUGAACCGGUUGCCCAAAAGGAUAUGAAAGACCAUCAAGCAGGAGCACACAAGCAGGUCAGAUGUAAUCUUUGUCACCAAAGCAUGCAGCAAUACCAGCUGGAGCAUCAUGAGACCAAGGAGUGCCUCAAAAAAGCAAUGAAAUGCAAGAUCUGUGAGCUUGAAAUGCCCUUCGACAAGCUGCAGGAACACCUGAACACCUGUGCCAGCCGAACAGAGUGGUGUUGGGGGUGUAACAAAUACAUCAUGUACAAAGACCAGAACAAACACAGAGACAUUUGUCAGAACAGUGGUCUGUCCCAUCAUAAGGAUGUGAACUUUCAAGCCAGCGAAGCACACACUAAUGCGACAUUUCUUUACCCCACUGGUACUGGUGGCAAUCUUUGUCAGAAGUGCAAUAAGUCAUUUGCAGAUGACCAGUACUCCCAACAUCUGAAUAAGUGCAGUGCAGCUCAUAAGCUGACAAAGGUUCUUGCUGGCCAGUCAGCUUCAGAACUCAGCAGUGAUCCACAAGAGUCUUCUUCCUCCCUGGCUCCCUCUUCCCGCUCCAAGAAUGCAAUGAUGUGGAAAGAUGUCCGUCCCAAAGAGAAAGAAAGGGACCAGCCAUUGACCUCCAAAACCUUGCUUAAACCUCCAAAGAACAAAAAGAUUGGCUUUCCCUCUCCCACAAGAGGCGGACUUCCCACAUCACCUCAGUGUUUCGACAUGCUGGUGACCUGUGCCCAUUGCAACAUCCUUCUGCCGCUUCCAACCCUUCAGAAACAUGAGAUCAAAUGUCUACGCUUGACAUCUUUGAAAAAUGCUAGCAUGAAACAAAAAUCAAGCCAUGGAGAAAAAGAAGACUUUCUACAGCCCUCAUGAAUAAAUCUGGAAAUAAAGGCACAUCUUCAGAUUGAAGCUUCAGCUCAGCUUUAGCAAAAGGCUAAAAUAGCUUUAUUGACAAAUAAAAGUGACUUGCUACGCUGGAUCAAGAAUGAAGAGUGACCUGAUUUUUAUUACUUAUCAAGAAAGGCAUUUAAAACGUUUCACCAGAAAACUGUAAAAGUGGUGUAGGCCCAACAGCUGUUGUCAUUUCAAGUGUUUCUCUGUAAGCUUGGCUUAGGAAUGUACUUCUUCUGCCCACUUCAGCAGGGAGAGCAACUUAUUUAAAAAUGUUUGUUCUAGGGGAGAGGGGGAAAUAAGGAAUUCAGAAGUCCAUGUCUUGGUGAGCGCCGCCAAUUCCCCUUGCCCUUACUGAGAGCUGAGACCUUAGUGUUUUUCAGGGCAUGACCCAGUGAAAUUAAAAAAUAUUCAGUCCUGCUCUCCUUCACAUCAGUGAACCACUGAACCUAGCUAGCACAAACAGCUUAGUCUCGGGAGAUUGCAGACACAUCCAAGGAUAACUGAGGGGAUUCAUCUUCUGAUAGACAAAUGGAAACUGGUAAGAGUCCAAUGGUGGGGAAGUUAAACAUCAGGGGUCAGUGGAUACCUUAUGCUAACAUCCAUGAACAUUUGUGAAGCAGCCUUUGCUGCUUGGCAUCUUGCAGCUGUAAACAGUAUAAAACGUGUUAACAGAAUGGUUUUACUACAAGGUACUGUUUUCCUCUCAUCCACCUUUAGCAGUGUUCAAUCUUACAAGCUAAUGGCUGGAACUGAUGUACAUGUGCUGACCUGCAAUUUGGAAAACAUCUUCUCAGAUCCAAACUUGUUGAUAUCUGCAUCAUUUAUGCACAAGCACACAUGGGAUGCAGUCAGGCAAGUUCAUAAACUCUUCCAGUGAUUCAGCGGGGGGCCAGGCUCAUUUAUGCAUAUCUUAGGCAUGUCUAUAUGGGCCAGACUGAGCUGAAAUGCACCAAUGGGCAUUCCAAGAAUAGUACUUCCAACCUUGUGAAAUAGUACUUGCCAGCAUUGUGAGCAGGACAGCAGCUGGUCAGGUGGCCUGGCAAGCGUUUGCAGCUUCUGAGGCUCCCUUAACCUCUGCAGCACAGAGACUAACAAUCAACAGCUUUUCUUACAUGCAUUCAGGCCUCAUUAGUCGGAAUCUGCAAUGCUGCAACUCAAAGGGCAAGAGCGUGUGACUUCACUCCCUGUCUGUCCUGGGUGUUUUGCUGAUCGGUGCCUGUGAACUGCAUGAGAGCUUGCAGGAGUACUCUGACCACGUUUUAAGAAGGGUUUUUCAAACAUGGUCUGAGACGGUGCUCUCAGUGAGGUUUAUUCUAAGCUUUUAAGAAAUUGUUCUGAACUUCUGGUAAGCAAGUCUAACAUUGAAUGUGGUGCUAUGAAACGCAGUUUUCUAUAUUUGGAGGCAGAGGAAAGGUCUGUGAAAGCAUGUUCCUUAAAGGCCUAUAACUCUAUGCAUAAAUUUAUCCAUUUUUA